CAUUCGUAACCGGAACAAUUAUGACAUAACAGUUAUCUAAUUUGUAACAAUACUGCUACUAGAUUUAAUUAACGGCAUUUUGUUUUAUCUUUUUCAAAAGAAUAUUUGCGAUAUCUUAAAUAUUACUAAUAUUCUCGUUCCCCUCUGUAAGAUUCUUAAUAUCAAAGAGCUCGACCACGAGUCCAUCAAAAAAAAAAAAAAAAACAAAGUCUAUGAAACAUUGACAUUUAGUCUAUGAAAUCACUACGCACUCUUUUUGAUUCACUUCCGCGUCACCUACACAAGUUCAACAACCUCUAUCAGAUUAAUCCGCAAAUUGUCCUUUUUAUUUCACUUGGAGCUCCAUAUCCGCUGAUCGCCUAAACCUAUCUUACAAACUUACAAUAUACAAACCGCAAAGGAAGAAGUGUAUCUACCAACCCGCGAAGAAGCCGGCCGGCGCAAGAAAAAACGUGACACGAAGCAUGUGAUAAUAAUUAGUAUUUAACUGAAGGUGAAACCCAGCGAUCCGCCAAAACUGUAAGUUUUCCUACAACCUUUCUGGUCCAUUCGAGUUCCCGGAUCCCGUAAUCUCAAUCUAAAUUCCUUCUUAAUCACACAAUUACACAAAGACAACACGCGCCAUCUUGCAUUCGACCGGUUCUUAUUUUCACAUCUUUCGUAAUCCAAUCGCAUCCUACAGAUUAUAACGCAAUACACGCAUUUUAAUACAUUUUUCUAAAAAUUACCGCUUACUUUUCUCAUACAUAUAUCUAUUAACAAGAAGAAUUAGUUACUUAACCUUAAAAUAUUACACUUGCAUAUCUAUAAACAAUUUAAUUCAUUUCUUACAACUCCUGAGCUUACAACAUGUCGAAGCUAAAUAAAAAUAUAUUAAAACUAGAAGCACGCAAAGAAAGCCUGUUUAAUAUAAUACAACAAUUAUACGAUUUGAGCCGCUGCUUAGACGAUGAUCAAAACAGAAGUAGAUUUUUAACUAGAGUCAUUUCAAUAGAAAGUACUAGGCAACAAUUUAUAAACACGGUAGAUGAGCUAGUCACUGAGCAACUCAAGGAAGAUGAGAACAUCAGACCAAAUUAUGCUGCGCUUGAAGCAUUUGAUCAAUUAUAUUGUGAAAUUCAACAAGCUUUAUCCAAUGUAAAAAGCAAAUCUCAAGGACUAGAGCAAUAUAACUUGUUGAAUUCAAAAUUGCCACCCAUACAACUUCAGAAGUUCGAUGGGAGUCCCAGUGCUUGGCCCGUCUUUUAUGAAAAUUUCCUAAGUUUAAUUCACAACAAUAAUCAAAUCUCAGAUAUGCAAAAGGUCCAGUAUCUGACAGGAUGCUUAACUGGGAAGGCUUUGCAUAUUUGUGCCAGUAUAAGGCCAACUGGCGAAAAUUACCACAUAAUCUUUAAUUCUCUUGUAGAAAAGUAUCAGGAUACAAGGGUCUUGGCGUCUCAAUAUGUAGAAUCCCUACUACAUUACAAACAAAAUACAUUUUCUUUAGAAUCAUUUUUAGAACAGUUUUGUUCAGCAGAAGCUGCUCUUAGACGUUUAAAUAUAGAUGAUUUAGCAGAUUUUAUAAUAACUCAUAUCGCUCUCUCAAAGUUAAAUAAAGACACUGUAAUCUUAUUUGAACAAACUCACAAGGACAUUAAAAUUCCUAAAUUUUCAGAUUUAAAUAAGUUUCUUAAAGAACAGGUUAAAAUAAUUACAUUGCGCGCACAAACUACUCAGUCAUAUGCUAAGACUGAAAACUAUAACAGAAAACCCAACACUACUUACAAGCCUAAGCCUCAAACGUUCACAAGUACAGUGUGUGGUAAUACUUAUUCUUCAAAUUCUCAAAUUAAUCAACGCUCUUGUUUAGUAUGUAAAAGUAAGGAUUUUCAUCCAUUAUAUAAAUGUGAUUUCUUCAUAAAUCAAGAUCCUAGAAACAGACUUGACAUAGUAAAUAAGACAGGAUAUUGUAAAAAUUGUUUAGGAUCUCAUAAGACGUUCCAAUGCCGCAGUCAAAAUAGAUGUAUGAAGUGCUCCAAUUUACAUCACUCUCUGUUAUGUGACUCAUUUGCUAAACCUGGCACUUCACGUUCUUAUACCGCUUCUCACUCACUGAACCAUAGGGACACAUCAACUAAUAACACUUCAACUCACUUAUCUGAUAAACAUUCAAUAGCUCAACCAUUAGCAUCAAGUUUUCAAACUCAACAUACUUCUGAAAAUCAAAAUCCACCUCAAAAGUCAAAUGAUUUAGCUCUCUCUGUCACAACAUCAGCUUGUACUUACAGUAACAUUAAUCAUACAACAGUAUUGCUUCCCACAGCCGCUGUUAGUGUUUACAAUAAUAAUGAACACCAUUAUAUACGCCUAUUUUUAGAUACUGGGUCGAUGACCAAUUUCAUAAGUAAAGACUGCUGUCAAAGGCUCAAUUUGAAAAUUAAAUUUGCUCCCACUACCAUAAAGGGUAUUGGUCAAACCGAAAGUACUUCAUUAGGUUUCGUUACAUUUAAAAUUCACUCUCGUUUUGAUAACCGUUGUUCUUACACAAUUAAUGCUAGGGUCAUUGACACAAUAACUGACCACUUGCCUAAUGCCCAUAUUAAUGUCUCAGAAUUAAAUCACUUGCACUCUUUGCCGUUGGCAGAUGAUAACUAUCAUAUUCCUGGCCCAAUUGAUUGUUUGGUUGGAAAUGAAUUGUUUCCAUUUUUAAUUGGGAGUAAUAAAAUUAUUUCACCGCAUUCUUCUGUUGUUGCAAUUCAAUCAACGCUCGGCUAUAUCCUUAUGGGGAAAGCUAAUUGUGUCAUGAACGAUCAUUACCAAUCUAACAGUAAAGCAUUUUUUUGCAACACAGAACCACUAUUACUUGAAAAAUUAACAGAACGCUUUUGGUCAUUAGAAAAUGUUCCUCAAAGAAACCAUGUAAGCCCAGAUGAGGAGACUUGUGAGCGCAUAUUUAAACAUACAUAUUCACGCGAUAAAACAGGUAGAUAUACUGUACACUUACCCUUCAAAGAAGAUCCCGCGAAACUAGGUGAUUCAUUCAUAAACGCUAAACGCUCUCUGACAAACUUGGAAAGAAAGUUAGACUCUACACCCGCUCUUCGCGCAGACUAUAACGCAACUAUUCAGUCAUACAUUGACAAAGGUUAUCUCACAAAAGUAAAGGAUCCAUCACGCACCACUAAUUGUUAUUACAUUCCGCAUAGAGCUGUUUAUCGCCCAGAUAAAAAAACUUCUAAAACUCGCAUUGUACUCAAUGCUUCAAGAAAAACAACAUCAGGAAAAUCACUCAAUGACUUAUUAUAUACAGGACCCAAUUUACAAAAUAGCAUAUUUGAAUUAUUGAUAAAUUUACGUUUAUUCUCUGUCGCCUUGACAGCAGAUAUCGAAAAACAUUAUUUUCAACUAAAUCUCACACCCGCACAUCACGCUUAUCAACGCAUUCUUUUUAGAUUUGAUUCUACACAACCAAUAGAUACUUAUAAUUUUACAGUUGUGUCAUUUGGAGUGUCAAGCUCACCGUACCUUGCUAUGAGAGUUGUACGUCAGUUAGCUGAAGAUAGUAAAGACAAAUAUCCACUUGCAUCAAUUGAAGCUAAUAAUAAUAUGUACAUGGAUGAUUACAUAAAUUCAGUCAAUAGCUUGGAUAAAGCUUUUGAAACUUAUCAAGAAAUGGUUAAAAUGUUCAACUCCGGUGGUUUUAAUCUAGUAAAGUGGAUCUCUAAUAACACUGAACUCUUAGCUAAAAUUCCUUCUGCUCAUAAAAAUGAAAAUUUUAUCAAUUUCGACUCAGACUCUCAAGAUGUUACAAAGAUUAUAGGUAUGCAAUGGCAUCCUAAGUCAGAUACAUUCAACUUUAAAAUUAGUUUAAAUAAUGACACUUACUCAAACACACAGUACACUAAACGCUUAAUUCUUUCUAUAACCGCGCGUUUAUUUGACCCCUUAGGUUUUAUAGGCCCUGUUAUAACUUUCAUGAAACUUCUUAUACAAGAGUGUUGGAAGUUAAAUCUUGACUGGGAUACUCCAGUACCAUCUCAAUCUCCCACCAAUUUACUCAAUUCUGUAAUGAACUCUCAUAUUUAGAAAAAAUUCAAAUUCCACGUCAUGUAGGUAUAUAUUCUGAUGUACACAUCACACUAUUAGGAUUUUCUGACGCUAGUGAGAAAUGCUACGGAGCCGCGGUAUACCUACGUGUAAGCUCUAAUGAACAAUCUCAGGGAUGUGUUCAUUUACUCACUUCCAAAUCAAAAGUAGCACCGCUUAAGAAAAUAUCUCUCGCCCGUUUAGAACUUUGCGCCGCUUUACUCUUAGCUAAUUUAAUUAACUCUGUACGAGAGGUUCUAACUAAACGCUGUAAAUUAAAUGAAAUAUAUGCAUUUACAGAUUCAACAGUAACGCUUACAUGGAUACAUUCACCCGCUUAUAAAUUUCAUACAUUCGUUGCUAAUAGAAUAACAGAAAUAAAUUCUAAAUUACAUUCUAAACAUUGGUUUCAUAUAGAUGGUCGCGAAAACCCCGCCGAUAUAAUUUCUCGCCCUAUAACACCAAAAGAGUUGUUGAAACGCAACCUUUGGUUUAAAGGUCCACAAUGGAUUACUUACCCUAAUUCUCAAUGGCCUGUAAAAACGUUCAUUGUUGGAAGUAAUGAUGAAAACCUUGAGGAAUCAAAAACAACAGUUUUAAAAGUUGAAGUUUCUCUUCCCAACUCUCAACAUCCUAUUGAAAAUUUAGCCGAACGCUCUUCAAGCUGGUCUAAAUUACUCCGCAUUACAGUAUAUAUUCUAAGAUUUUCAAAACGUCUUAGCUCUCGAGGACUCGUCUCAGUUUCAGAUUUGGAAUUUGCUGAAGUUUAUAUUAUACGUUACAUUCAAAAUAAACAUUUUUCAAGUGACAUUUGCGCUCUUAAUACUAACAAAAUUUGCUCUAAAGCUAUACUAAAUCUCAACCCCUUUAUGGAUAAUGACCUCAUUCGAGUUGGUGGUCGUUUGUCCAACUCACAAUUAGAGUUUGGUCAAAAACAUCCUUUUAUUUUACCUGCAAAGGAACGAAUUACUCAUCUCAUUGUUGAUUUUUAUCAUAUAACUAACUUGCACACAGGACCUGCUCUUUUACUUGCACUAAUUAGACAGAAAUACUGGAUAAUUGGCGCUAGAAAUUUGAUUCGUAAUCGUGUACACAAAUGCAACAUUUGCCAUCGCAUUAAUCCUAAAUUUACCUACCCUAAAAUGGGAGAGUUGCCCGCAUUUAGAGUAGCACAAGUCAAAGCUUUCGUUUUUUGCUCUGUAGAUUACAUGGGACCUUAUUUCGUUACUCAUAUACGCCGUAGAGGCAUAAAAAGCCAAAAAGCAUAUGUUUGUGUAUUCACUUGCCUAACUACUAAGGCAAUACAUAUAGAAUUGGUCUCUGAUUUAAGUUCAGAUUUAUUUUUAGCAGCCUUUUUAAGAUUAAUAUCACGAAAGGGACCUGUUAGCUUAAUUUACAGUGAUGGAGCUACAAAUUUUUUAGGUUCAAAGCGCAAGUUAAAUGAAAUUUAUUCUCUUAUACAGUCCAAAGCUCAUCAAAAUUAUAUUGAAAACAAACUAGCAGAGCAUCGAAUUCAAUUUAAGCAUAGCCCACCAUAUGGUCCACACUUUAAUGGACUAAGUGAAAUUAACGUCCGCUGUAUAAAAACUCAUUUGUAUAAAGUUAUAGGUACACAAAUUCUAACUUAUGAAGAAUUAAAUACAGUUUUAGUUCAAAUUGAAAAUCUGUUAAAUAGUAGACCAUUGUGCGUCUUGAGUGCUGAUCCUUCAGACCUAUCUGCUUUAACUCCAAAUCAUUUUCUCAACAUCACUCCUAUGAAGUAUUUACCAUCAGAAGACUUGACUGACAUACCUGACACUCGGUUAUCACGCUAUCAAUUAUUAAAAAAGAUCAUUCAUUCCUUUUGGAAACGGUGGAGUCAAGAGUACUUAACUUCUUUACAACAGAGACAGAAAUGGAAUACACCUUCUAAUCCUAUUACUACUGGAACUGUUGUAUUGAUCAAAGAUUCUAAUACUCAUCCUUUAUGUUGGCCUUUAGGAAUAGUAGAACAAUUGUAUCCAGGGAAGGAUAAUAUAGUCAGAGCAGUCAAAGUUAGAACGCACUCCGGAAGCUAUAUCCGUCCUGUUGUACGGAUUAGUCCCUUUACAAUAAUUUUAUUAUAUUAUAUAAUAAUAUUAGUACCUUUGCAAUAAUAUUUAAUUUCAUUCAAAUUGUUUUAAUUAAAGAUAAUUCAUUUAUUUAGUACAUUAUAGUUAUAAAUAUUUUUUCACAUAUACUUCAAGCUCAACGCUCAAACCUUAUAAUUCAGUUAUUAAUUUAUGUAGAGGGUACCUCUACGCCCGGGGGAGUUGUAAGAUUCUUAAUAUCAAAGAGCUCGACCACGAGUCCAUCAAAAAAAAAAAAAAACAAAGUCUAUGAAACAUUGACAUUUAGUCUAUGAAAUCACUACGCACUCUUUUUGAUUCACUUCCGCGUCACCUACACAAGUUCAACAACCUCUAUCAGAUUAAUCCGCAAAUUGUCCUUUUUAUUUCACUUGGAGCUCCAUAUCCGCUGAUCGCCUAAACCUAUCUUACAAACUUACAAUAUACAAACCGCAAAGGAAGAAGUGUAUCUACCAACCCGCGAAGAAGCCGGCCGGCGCAAGAAAAAACGUGACACGAAGCAUGUGAUAAUAAUUAGUAUUUAACUGAAGGUGAAACCCAGCGAUCCGCCAAAACUGUAAAAUCGUUUCAACGAAAGCUCCGUUCAAAAGAGUUCAACGCGCUCCACAACUCUAUCUCUACCGAAGUACCUACGCAUUCAACUAUAUCACUUUUACUUUUCGUACUAUAGACUUAUGGUCAAGGUCAAGUGGAUAUCUUAAAUUUAAUGAAUUGACUCUAUUUAUUUUCCUACUAGUUUAUUGUAAAUAUUAAAUACCUAACCAUAUUUAGUUGUAUGUAAUUUUUUUGCGUUAUAUCUACACAUGUAGAUCAUAAUUAUAAUUCCACCUACGUGGAUUAUGAUUAUGGUCGUAGAUACCAUAUCAUCAGCAUCAUAAAAUGCUAAAUCUGUACCUACAUUACAAAUGUUAGAAAAUUAUAAUUGGACGUUGUGUAAUAAAUGCUUUAUAAUCAGAAGCGAAAACAGCAGUUUGUUUAGUUUUAUUUGUCUGUCCGUAUAUUUAAAAUCAUGCAUCUAUGCUUAUCUACAAGUAUUAAACAAAUUUACAAUUAGUAAAUCUACGUGUAAAUGAAAUUUAUACUAUUGCUUAGUUAUUCGUAUAUUAUGCAGUACCUACCUAUUAUCGUAUUUUAUAUGACCUACAAAGACUUUAAUAAAUUAUCUAAUCACAAAAUACAAGAAGCUUGUGUACAGUG
Molecule: messenger RNA, 7370 nt
Organism: Bicyclus anynana (squinting bush brown)
Lineage: Eukaryota; Metazoa; Arthropoda; Insecta; Lepidoptera; Nymphalidae
Exons: 2
Coding region: 850-4065 (1071 amino acids)
Source: RefSeq, a predicted model, not a curated record